Messenger RNA from Dimorphilus gyrociliatus, 563 nucleotides. Lineage: Eukaryota; Metazoa; Annelida; Polychaeta; Dinophilidae. The record is from the annotation of a GenBank genome assembly.
GUAUUUGAAUUCUAUCAGCCUAUAUUCGAUUUUGCAAAUUGUUUCCCCAAAUUUCUUAUAUUAUAAAUUGAGUGAUGGGGAAAAUUUCUCUCGAACUAAAAGCCAGAUUGGAAAAUGUAACUAACUUUAAAGCGGAUGGAGAAGAUUUUAGAUGGUAUUUGAAGCUGAAAUGUUUGAAUUGCGGUGAAGAAACGCCAGAUUUCGUCUAUCUAACAUUAACGGAAAAUCAGCCUUUGAAAGGCGGAAGAGGUCAUGCCAGCUUAGUCCUAAAGUGUAAAUUGUGCAAUAGAGAGAACUCUAUCGAUAUAAUAAAGGAUAGUAUUAAAGAAUAUCUGGUUGAAGAUUUUCCAAAAUUCAAGCCAUUUGUAACUUUUGAUUGCAGAGGAGUUGAACCUUCCGCUUUCUCUCCUCGAACUGGCUUUAAAGCAAAUGGAACCGGUGACAGACAAUGUGAAUUCGAAGACAUUGAUUUAAAAGAAGAGGAAUGGUGCGACUACGAUGAAAAAAACAAACAAGAAGUUGGAAUUUACGAACUAGAGUACCACUUUAAAGCAACCAAAUAA